CUCUUCUGGAGGGCCAUAAUCUGAGUCUUCUAGUAGCUUGUUUGCUGACCAGAUGGAUUUAUUAUUUCCAGAUUUUUUGUGCUGCUACUUACGGGUAGUUUUCUUCUUCCCCCAUCAGUUAGGUAAUUUGCAUUUACACAGAGGCUUUCUUGGCUUGCCUCUGGAUCCAAAGCGAUCAGCAGCUCAGAGACUGUCUUAAAAGGGACACAUUUCACUUCCACCAGAGUUCUCAUUACUUUUCACUUUCAUCUCCUGCUUUAAAACACACAGAGAUUUGAAAAAGAAAGCACAAUUUAUUGUGGCUUCUUUUGGAGCCCUAAUAGGAUUUUAAUUAAGUACCAUGUUUUGUUUGCAUUUCUUUUACCCCUUUUUUAAUAUACACUGCACAUGUCCUGGGAAAUAGUUUAAUUUCCAUAACAUUAUAUUAGCCAUAUUAAUUUUACACAAGGUGUAAGUGCCCCACCCCCGUGCCCACAGAGUUUUCAUGCACCCCCACCAAAGCGACAGUCCAAUCCCCCAGAGCCCCCCCAAGGCUCAGUGUUCCCAUCAUUGCUCCCCUUUUCCUAUGCAUGCACAGAACUAUUUUUGCCUAACAUUUUUUGCACUGUGAUUACUUUUUUUUUUUUUUUAAACACAACUGUACCCCGAUUACACUCCCAUCUUGUACAACCAGAGACAGCCAGGGGCAGUCAAGUUAAGUUCCAAUAGAAACCCCUGACAUUCCUUUAGUGAUUUUGAUCACAUUACCCAAUAGUAAAAUAAUUUGAUUAGAUUAUUUCUCCGCCUGCUGCCUGCAGCAGUCCCCUAUAGACCAUUUUUGUGGGAAAGGGGCCCAUUUUUUCUCAGAAUAGCUGUAAAGGCUUCUGGGGACUGAAGCAUCGUGGUGGUAGUAGCCACUCUUCCUGACCCCUGGUAUAAUUUAAUUACCAAGCUUCCAUCCAAUGUGGUUGCACAGAGUUGCACAUACAGUUACAUUUAUAGAACUGGGUUUUAUUAUUAAACCAAAAACUUGCUCCUUGUAACACCACAACUGUUACCUGUACCAUUUUCACAACUCCCAAAUGUUUACUUUUCUCCAAACCCUGUUGUGACGAACUGGGCCUGUUCUUACUGUGGUCUGUGAAUGCUGACAGGGGAGUGUGGCUAGGAUAGUCUGCAUUGGGGGAUGGGUUUGGGAGUCUGCCCGAAGGCGAAUACCUGAGCGUGUAACAUGAGAACCCAGGAAGGGGUUGGAGGCCAGGUGACACCUUGGCCCGGGAAACUGAACAAAGGCGGUGGGAGGGGUCGCUGAAGGCAGAGGGCUGGAAGCGGGCUGGAGAGAUGGCUGGGAGGCAGAGAUGGCUCUGAUCCCCCAAAGGGGGGUGGGCUGGGAUGCCCUGGGACCCCAAGCUGGACCUAACUGAGGGGGGCCCUGUUGUCUGUGCCUGCAAGACCUGUCUUGGACUGUAUUCCUGUCAUCCAAAUAAACCUUCUGCUUUACUGGCUGGCUGAGAGUCAUGGUGAAUCGCAGGAAGCCGGGGGUGUAGGGCCCUGAGUCCCCCAAUACUCCGUGACAACUGGUGGCAGAGGUGGGAUCUACUGCACCCCGUGGACGGCGCUUCCUGCAGUAAGUGACUGGGGAGCUGUGAGCACACAGGCCGGUGAGGGGCCAGCAGGAAGAUGUAUGCCAAGCAGCUUAAGAGCGACCUGGUGGAGCUGUGCAAGCAGAGGGGGCUGCGCAUUGGGAGGCUCACCAAAGAACAGCUCAUUGCCCGGCUGGAGGCGGAAGAUCGCGCGAAUGAACUGAUCCCUGUGUCUCAGGGAAGCAGCCUGGCAAAUGCAGCGCAGGCACCAGUGUCUGUCCCAGCUGGGAGUGGUCAGCUGGCUGCUGAGGGCUUCCCGAGACCCCUCCUUCCUAUGCCUAGGGGAAGGGUGGGGAGGAGCCCAGCAAAUACCGAGGGCGCCGUGACCCCCCCGGCCAGCAGAGGAUCCUUCCGGCGACGUUCGGCAUCCGUGGAGCAGAAUUGGCUGGAAUGGGAGAAAGAGCUAAAACUGAGAGAGCUGGAGGAUCGUGAACAACAGAGACAGCAUGAAUGGGAGGAGAAAGAGAGACAGAGACAGCAUGAACGGGAGGAGAAAGAGAGACAGAGACAGCAUGAAGAGAGACAGUGUCAGCAUGAACUGGAACUGGCGAGAUUGAAGGGCAGCGAGCCCCCGGCUGCGGUGAGUGAGGGGGGACCCAGGACUGCACGGAGCUUUGAUAAGUGCAUCCUGGCCCCACGCAAGGAGGGGGAGGACAUGGAUGACUUCCUGGAGGCCUUUGAGACGGCCUGCGAGCUGCACUGGGUUGAUCCCGCGGACAGACUCCGGGUCCUUACCUCCUUACUGGACCCCAAAGCCGUGGCAUUGUACCGCCAACUGGAAGAGGCAGAGAAAAGGGACUACGAACUAUUCAAAAAGGCCCUGCUACGUGAGUUUGGGCUGACUCCUGAGAUGUACCGGGAAAGGUUCCGGAGUCAGGAUAAAACCCCUGAGAUCUCAUAUCUGCAACUAGCCGUCCGCAUGGAAGGAUACACCAGCAAGUGGGCUGAUGGGGCCCAGACGAAGGAGGACCUGGUCAAACUGCUGGUACUGGAGCAACUGUAUGAGCGGUGCCCAUCCGACCUGAGGCUGUGGUUGGUGGACAGAAAGCCAGAGAACCCGCGACAUGCAGGCCGGCUGGCUGAUGAGUUUGUAAAGAGCCGGUCAGGAGAUAACAGGGAGGAGUCCCAAAGGAACAGUCCCACCACAACGCAGAGAGAGAGUCACCAUGGGACCUCCCCAUGGGAAAAUACAGAAAAACACCAUCAAAGGGGAACAUCCGGCGUCAGGACCAUCCGACCCACUCGGGGGGACCCAUGGGACAUGGGCUGCUACCACUGUGGCCAAAAAGGCCACAUACGGGCCCAGUGCCCCAGGCUCAGGGACAGACUGAGCAGACCGAACCCACAGAGGGUUGACUGGGUAGAGACCCAGCCCGGCGAGAGGCAGCAUUCCCAGGGAAGGGGGGCUGGCAGAGUACCACCUACUAAGGAGGGAGGAGAGCUCCAGGCCAGCUCCUCUAGGGGGCUGGAUGCUCCAGACUCAGGGUUUUUGGUUUAUACGGUAGGCGCGGGGCUGUCCCUCCGGAGAGAGUACCUUGUUCCCCUGGAGGUGGAUGGGAGGAAGGUCAAUGGAUACUGGGAUAUGGGCGCAGAGGUGACGCUGGCCCGGCCCGAGGUGGUGGCCCCAGAUCAGGUGGUGCCCAACACCUACCUGACCCUGAGGGGGGUGGGCGGAACACCAGUCAAAGUGCCCGUGGCAAGGGUACACCUGAAGUGGGGGGCCAAGGAGGGCCCCAAGGAUGUGGGGGUACACCCGUAUUUGCCCACUGAGGUAUUGAUGGGGGGGGACCUGGAGAACUGGCCAAGCAACCCCCAAAGGGCACUGGUUGUGACCCGCAGUCAGAGCCGGCGAGGGGCACUGCUCCCUGGCCUUGGGGGGGGGGUGCCUUGCCUGAGGCGCAGGACCCUAACCUGGUGGGGAGGGAACGCCCAGGGACACGGCUCAGGGAGGCUGCAGCUUCAGACCCAGCGGGCGAGAAAGAGCAGGUGGCCAUCCCUGUCCCAGCUGCUGAGUUCCAGGCCGAGUUACAGAGAGAUCCCUCCUUGCGGAAGAUAAGGGACCUGGCCGACCUCAAUGCGGUACAGACCAUGGGACGAGGUGGCCGGAAAAGGUUCCUGUGGGAGAAGGGGUUCCUGUACCGAGAAUGGGCUCCCCCAGGGAAAAUGAAGUCAGGGGGGAUCAGGAGGCAGCUGGUGGUACCCCAGAAGUAUCGCCGCCAGCUGCUGUGCCGGGCCCAUGACAUUCCCCUCUCAGGGCACCAGGGAACCUGGCGUACCCAGCAGAGGCUGCUACGGAGCUUUUACUGGCCUGGGGUCUUUGUUACUGUCCGACAGUACUGCGGAUCCUGUGACCCCUGUCAGAGGGGGAGGAAGGCCUGGGACAAGGGGAAAACAGCUUUAGGACCCUUGCCCAGCAUAAAGGAGCCUUUCCGGAGGGUGGCCAAGGUUAAAAGGGCGGCUCUAAACCAAGGGAGCCCAAAGCACAGACCUCCAGACUGGAGCGCUGGGAGAAGACCACAGCCCAGUUGGAACCCCAGAGGUAUUGGGGUGGGGAAAGGGCACAGGCCACAUAAACCUUCCCACAUGCGAACUGCGAGUGCCAUCAAGCACCCCCGACCUAAGGGGGGGCGUGAAACUGGAGGGGCCUGGUGUAAUUCUCACCAAGGAAUGGGAGGGAUGCGGGGGCAUCCAUGGGAACGGGGGUAGGUUCGAACUUCCCCGGGUCACUGGCUAAAGUGACCCUGCUCAGUUCGGUCUCGAAGGGGGGAGAUGUGACGAACUGGGCCUGUUCUUACUGUGGUGUGUGAAUGCUGACAGGGGAGUGUGGCUGGGAUAGUCUGCAUUGGGGGAUGGGUUUGGGAGUCUGCCCGAAGGCGAAAACCUGAGCGUGUAACAUGAGAACCCAGGAAGGGGUUGGAGGCCAGGUGACACCUUGGCCCGGGAAACUGAACAAAGGCUGUGGGAGGGGUCGCUGAAGGCAGAGUGCUGGAAGCUGGCUGGUGAGAUGGCUGGGAGGCAGAGAUGGCUCUGACCCCCCAAAGGGGGGUGGGCUGGGAUGCCCUGGGACCCCAAGCUGGACCUAACUGAGGGGGGCCCUGUUGUCUGUGCCUGCAAGACCUGUCUUGGACUGUAUUCCUGUCAUCCAAAUAAACCUUCUGCUUUACUGGCUGGCUGAGAGUCAUGGUGAAUCGCAGGAAGCCGGGGGUGCAGGGCCGUGAGUUCCCCGAUACUCCGUGACAAUGUUUCCUUUCCUCCAAACCCUGUAUUAUUAAUUUUUGCAAAAGGUAUUUGUAACUUUU
Molecule: messenger RNA, 4921 nt
Organism: Malaclemys terrapin pileata
Lineage: Eukaryota; Metazoa; Chordata; Testudines; Emydidae
Exons: 2
Coding region: 1660-3678 (672 amino acids)
Molecular function (GO): zinc ion binding; nucleic acid binding
Source: RefSeq, a predicted model, not a curated record